This is a messenger RNA of Saccostrea cuccullata (small rock oyster), 1575 nucleotides long. RefSeq lists its product as uncharacterized. The coding region runs from base 1 to 1575 and encodes 524 amino acids. Gene Ontology annotation, molecular function: nucleic acid binding. Gene Ontology annotation, biological process: DNA integration. The record is from RefSeq and is a predicted model, not a curated record. The transcript has 2 exons. Lineage: Eukaryota; Metazoa; Mollusca; Bivalvia; Ostreida; Ostreidae.
AUGGCUAAGCGCAUGUUACCAUUUCGGGAUCUCUUGAAGCCAGGAACUGCUUUCCAGUGGAAUGAACACCUUCAGACAUUAUUUGAGGAGUCAAAAGUACAGAUUGUAAGAGAAAUUGAAGACGGUGUUCGUAUCUUUGACCCUGACAGACCCACAUGUUUGACAACUGGCAGGUCCAAAUCAGGUAUCGGGUUCUGGCACCUUCAGAAACACUGUACAUGUGAGAAGGCAGAACCUUUUUUCUGUCCAUCCGAAUGGAAGAUCACACUUGUCGGCAGCAGAUUUACUCAUCCAUUGGAGUCUCGCUAUGCACCUAUUGAGGGUGAGGCACUAGCAGUUGCAGAUUCCCUGGACAAGGCCAGAUAUUUCAUAUUAGGAUGCAAGGACCUAACCAUUGCAGUUGACCAUAAACCACUUCUCAAGAUCUUCGGUGACCGAUCUCUUGAAGACAUUUCAAACAAUCGUCUGAGAAACUUAAAGGAGAAAACACUCCGAUACAGAUUCUGUAUGGUCCAUAUCCCUGGUGUCAAACAUCGUGCUACAGACUGUCUUUCACGCCAUCCUAUUAGGGAUGCGGAGAAAUUUAUCUUGCCUUAUGAUGUUGCGCAAGAAACCAAUCACAGACUUUUAGAGAACCUUCAUCUGGAAAAUUCAAAUACUGAAUACAUCUGCAGUGCCAGAGAUGAAAUCAUGAGAUCAUCUGCUGUUGCAUCCCUGAACGCCCUUGGCCUGAAGUCGGUAACAUGGGACAGAGUUCGUGUAGCUACAGCCAGUGACCAAGAUUUGCUACUACUGUGUGAGAUCAUUGAAGGUGGAAUGCCACGGUACCGUCAUGAAGUACCAGAAUCUCUACGACAGUAUUUCCAGUACCGUGAAGGCUUGUCAACCACUGAUGGGGUUAUUUUGUACAAGGACCGUAUAGUUAUCCUGCAAUCACUAAGGAAGGAAGUCCUAGAUGCAUUACAUUCAGGCCAUCAAGGAGUAACAUCCAAGAUAGCUAGAGCUGAGACAUCUGUAUUUUGGCCAGGGAUAACGCCGGACAUAAAUGCUCUUCGUGCAAACUGCCAACAAUGCAACCGCAAUGCACCGUCCAACCCGAGUGCUCCACCAGUUCCACAAAUGAGCCCAGAGUAUCCCUUCCAGUGCAUCUGUACUGAUUACUUUACUUACUGUUGUAACCAUUACCUGGUGGUUGUGGACCGCUACUCAAACUGGCCAAUCGUAGACCAGUCAGCCGUUGGAGCUCAAGGACUGAAAACUUGUCUCAGACGCAUCUUUGUCACAUACCGGAUACCUGACGAACUUGCAUCUGACGGGGGACCAGAGCUCACAGCUACGACUACAAGGCAGUUCCUCAGAGACUGGGGUGUGCAUCAUAGAUUAUCCUCAGUAGCCUUCCCUCACAGUAACUGCAGAGCAGAGAUUGGAGUCAAGACAGUCAAGCGCCUUCUAAUGGACAAUACUAGCUCUUCUGGUGACGUUGACACAGACGCUUUCAAGCGUGCUAUGCUACAAUACAGAAAUACACCAGACAGAGACACGAAGCUCUCACCAGCCAUAUGCAUAUUUGGUUGA